Molecule: messenger RNA, 1826 nt
Organism: Lactuca sativa (garden lettuce)
Lineage: Eukaryota; Viridiplantae; Streptophyta; Magnoliopsida; Asterales; Asteraceae
Product: EH domain-containing protein 1
Biological process (GO): endosomal transport; endocytosis
Cellular component (GO): cytoplasm; plasma membrane
Molecular function (GO): calcium ion binding; GTP binding; protein binding
Source: RefSeq, a predicted model, not a curated record
ACGGAGAGGGAAAAAAGGAGACCAAUUUUCAUCACUUUCAACUUCUUUUAACAUCAACGAGAUUCAGGUUCAAUGUGAUUGAUAUGAUUUUCUGGUUCUGAAGUUGAAGAAAAAACAAAAUAAGAACAAAGACACACAUUGAUUUGGAGCCUUCGGAAAUCUGAAAUUCUUGUUUCAGAUUUUCGAUUACAAUGGAUAUUGGUUUGGCUCCGAUCAAUCAUUGUUCCAAGGAACACCAGAAAAUCUAUCAAGAUUGGUUUGUUUGCGCUGACUCAGAUGACGAUGGACGUAUUACUGGCAUUGACGCCACAAAGUUCUUCGCCAUGUCCAAUUUAUCUCGACAAGACCUCAAGCAGGUGUGGGCGAUUGCGGAUUCUAAAAGGCAAGGCUUUCUUGGUUUCCAGGAGUUCGUUAUGGCAAUGCAGAUGAUUUCUUUGGCACAAGCGGGGCAUACAUUGACUGUUGACCUUUUAAACAAAGAUGUUGAUACUGAAGAACUAAAACCGCCAGCAAUGGAGGGUCUGGAUGCCCUACUAGCUAAGAAAAAACACCAUCGUAACCCAAGUGAUUUUGAUCUGAAUGGUGGUGCUUCACAGAUUGAAAUUUCAUCUUCUUCAAAACAUGCAAAGAACCUUCCCUUAAAGUCUGUUACAUCGAUCGUGGAUGGCCUGAAGAAGCUAUACAUUCAGAAGCUGAAACCUUUAGAAACCAUGCAUCGUUUUAAUGAAUUUGUUUCUCCUGCAUUGACCAAUAGUGAUUUUGAUGCGAAGCCCAUGGUGAUGCUUUUGGGUCAAUACUCAACCGGGAAAACAACAUUCAUCAAGCAUUUGCUUAAGACUGGGUAUCCGGGAGCUCAUAUUGGACCUGAGCCUACUACAGAUAGAUUUGUUGCUGUCAUGAAUGGACCUGACGAGAGAAGUAUUCCAGGGAACACAGUGGCUGUUCAAGCAGACAUGCCGUUUAAUGGUCUAACUGGUUUUGGAGGUGCAUUCUUGUCAAAAUUCCAGUGUUCUCAGAUGCCUCAUCCUCUGCUGGAUCACAUUACGUUUAUCGACACCCCUGGAGUUCUAUCAGGAGAAAAACAAAGAACACAAAGAAGCUAUGACUUUACAGGUGUCACCUCUUGGUUUGCUGCAAAGUGCGAUCUCAUCUUGCUUCUCUUUGAUCCUCAUAAACUCGAUAUUAGUGACGAGUUCAAACGUGUCAUAUCAUCCCUGAAAGGACAUGAUGACAAGAUUCGUGUUGUCUUAAACAAGGCUGAUCAAGUUGAUACCCAACAACUUAUGCGGGUGUAUGGAGCACUAAUGUGGUCCCUUGGUAAAGUCCUAAAUACCCCCGAGGUUAUGCGUGUUUACAUCGGUUCCUUUAACGACAAGCCUAUAAAUGUGAGUGAUGAUGGGCCAAUGGGGGCAGAAUUGUUUGAGAAAGAACAGGAAGACCUUCUAGCUGACUUGAAAGACAUACCUAAGAAGGCUUGUGAUCGGAGAAUCAAUGAGUUUGUGAAGCGUGCAAGGGCAGCCAAGAUCCAUGCAUACAUAAUGAACCAGCUUAAGAAGGAGAUGCCGAGCUGGAUUGGGAAGGCUAAGGCACAACAGAGGCUGGUUGAUAAUCUUGAGGCUGUUUUUCAGAAGAUUCAAAAGGAUCAUCAUUUGCCUGCGGGAGAUUUCCCAAAUGUAGAAACCUUCAGAAUGUCUUUGAAUGGUUACAACAUAGACAGAUUUGAAAGAACCAAGCCUAAAAUGAUACAGGCUGUUGAUGACAUGCUGGCUUAUGAUAUACCAAAACUUUUGAAGUCCUUCAGAAAUCCGUAUGAAUGAGAGAGAGGC